Acyrthosiphon pisum (pea aphid) is the source of this 1589-nucleotide messenger RNA. RefSeq lists its product as uncharacterized. The record is from RefSeq and is a predicted model, not a curated record. Lineage: Eukaryota; Metazoa; Arthropoda; Insecta; Hemiptera; Aphididae. The transcript is spliced from 14 exons. The coding region runs from base 243 to 1589 and encodes 448 amino acids.
AACCGACCAUCGACCAAUAUUGUUUUGUUUAUGUAUUUUAGACCAGUUAGACAUGAUGGUUACCUAUAGUUGACAGUUCAUUUGUGCUUGCGUGUUCCCGAAGCACAGACUAGCAGAGUAAACCAUUUUCAGUCGAAUAUAGUACAUCAAGUAGCUUUGUUGUUUUUAUGCUUUUGAACCCAUAAUUCUUGGUUAAUUUAACUAAAUUAGUUUUUGCAUCCAUUCCAUUUCAUUUUAGAAGAAUGGAUAGACAAGGAUCUAGACAAAACCAACAAAGAUCACGAUCAAGAUCACCUAUUCAUACAGGAAUUCGUGCUGAACCUGGAAUUCAUAAUGGAUCAAGCAUUUAUACGGAUGAUUUAAAUUUCCGUUACUAUACGCACAAUGUAACGGCAAAUAAAAGGCAAUUAAGGUGUGUUAACUAUUACUCAAUGCGAUGUCGAGGAAGAGGUAGUGUCAAUUUAGAUAAUACAGAUUUUAGGAUGACAAGGCCUCAUUAUUGUGUUCCUCUUCAAUCGGUUAACAAUGAUGAAAACGAUAAUCGUACAUCACUGUUAAUAACAUUGAGGCAAAGAGCCACAAGGGAACAAACUUAUCUUCAAACCAUUUAUAACGAGGAGAUUCAAAGGUUCCCAAGUUCAGCACAAUUAGUUACAUAUGUCCAAGCCUCUAGGAGUAUGCAAAGAGCACGUCGUGGACAUCAACCACACACACCAGAUGUUGAAGAAGUAAUAGCUCCUGUUCCUAUAGUUUCUCCAAUAAGAGCCAAUAAUGAACCAGCAGAAAAUUUACCAAGCGCUAGAAAUGGAGAUGUGCCAGGUAGAAUAAGACGAGAAAUCUGGGGACAAUUUUUUCAAAGUAUGGAAGGUGAAAAUGAUGUUGAAGAAGUAAUAGCUCCUGUUCCUAGAGUUUCUCCAAUAAGAGCCAAUAAUGAACCAGCAGAAAAUUUACCAAGCGCUAGAAAUGGAGAUGUGCCAGGUAGAAUAAGACGAGAAAUCUGGGGACAAUUUUUUCAAAGUAUGGAAGGUGAAAAUGAUGUUGAAGAAGUAAUAGCUCCUGUUCCUAGAGUUUCUCCAAUAAGAGCCAAUAAUGAACCAGCAGAAAAUUUACCAAGAGCUAGAAAUGGAGAUGUGCCAGGUAGAAUAAGACGAGAAAUCUGGGGACAAUUUUUUCAAAGUAUGGAAGGUGAAAAUGAUGUUGAAGAAGUAAUAGCUCCUGUUCCUAGAGUUUCUCCAAUAAGAGCCAAUAAUGAACCAGCAGAAAAUUUACCAAGCGGUAGAAAUGGAGAUGUGCCAGGUAGAAUAAGACGAGAAAUCUGGGGACAAUUUUUUCAAAGGAUGGAAGGUGGAAAUGAUGUUGAAGAAGUAACAGCUUCUGUUCCUAGAGUUUCUCCAAUAAGAGCCAAUAAUGAACCAGCAGAAAUUGUAGAAAUUUGUAUCAUUUGUUUUAACGACGAAACAAAUGUUACACUGAGACCAUGCAAUCAUAAAUUUUGCAAUACAUGUACCAUUAGACUAAUGGAAGAUGAUUUUAACACUUGUCCGUUGUGCAGAGGCAGCAUUGUGGCAUAUGAUGAUAUUCAACUAUAA